AUGCUCACCCUAAUCUCUUCACCGCCAAUAUCGAUCUCGCCAGAAGAACAUGCUCAAUUAACUUCUUCGACACCAAGUUCGUUCGUUGAUAUUCCACCUGUGCUUCGAUGGGUCGACGAUGUUCAAGUUGUGUUGUCAUCUACUCAAGGAGGCUGGGAAGGGUGGAAUCAAGGUAAAGCGAAUGGUAGAUUAUGGGUGACGGAAGAUUCAGUAGCUUUCAUACCAGCAAUCACAUCAAUACCAGGAUUCAAUCUUCCAUUCCCUUCAUUAAUUUUACAUGCUCUAACACCUUCCAAUGGAGAUGUACCCGCACACCUAUAUUGUCAAAUCGACGAAUCAGAUUCUCUUUCCAAUGCUAUCACUUCUGCUGGUCCAUCAAACCCAACACAAAUACAAACGCAAGCGCACACGCAAAUAAUAUCAGAUACGAAAAUGAAUGGAUCCAAUGGUGAAGACCAUCAGAAUAUCGAUGUAGACAAUGACGACCAUGAAGAAGAUGAUGAUGAUGAUGGAGAAGAGGGAGAAGAAUAUGAUUAUCAAGAGAAUGAUGAAUAUACUGAGAUGAGAGAGAUUAGGAUAUUCUUAAAUGAGUCUAAACUCGAACCAUUAUUCCAAGCAUUGUCAUCAUGUUCAGCAUUACACGAUUCGCUCUUACCGAAUGGAGAACCAUCAUCGUUCUUCGGAUUUGGAGGCGAUGAUGAUGCAGAAGGAUACGACGAUGGUCAAGGUCAAGAUGGACAAUGGGAAGAUGCAGAUGAAGAUGAUGAAGAUGGAAAUGGAAAUGCAAAUGGAGCUGGAAGGGUGAGAUCUGAUUUUCAUAGUGGUGGUGGACCACAAGCCAGAUUCAGACCGUAUUAG
Molecule: messenger RNA, 858 nt
Organism: Kwoniella shivajii
Lineage: Eukaryota; Fungi; Basidiomycota; Tremellomycetes; Tremellales; Cryptococcaceae
Exons: 3
Coding region: 1-858 (285 amino acids)
Biological process (GO): spliceosomal snRNP assembly; mRNA cis splicing, via spliceosome
Cellular component (GO): pICln-Sm protein complex; cytosol; spliceosomal complex
Source: RefSeq, a predicted model, not a curated record